Messenger RNA from Gamsiella multidivaricata, 1461 nucleotides. RefSeq lists its product as uncharacterized. Bases 376 to 1053 code for a protein of 225 amino acids. The transcript has a single exon. The record is from RefSeq and is a predicted model, not a curated record. Lineage: Eukaryota; Fungi; Mortierellomycota; Mortierellomycetes; Mortierellales; Mortierellaceae.
GGCUGUUGCUGUUGCUGCUGCUGUCCUUGGUGUUCGUUGCCUUGCACAUUGUCUGCUCCACUGCCUUUCGUGAUCUGUGCAAACGAUUUCUGUGUCGUGACCCUCAUUGGGCCUCCUUUCUGGUAUUCCUUGACUGCCCUGAUGUGCGCCUUUGUUCUCUGAUGUUCCUGGAAGAUGCUACACUCGCGCUGGAUGUGGCCAAGUUUACCGCACUCUCUGCACCUCUUUUCUUCUCUGUCUCCCCACACCGUAUCGUAAUUUCCGAGGCGCAAAGGCACCGCCAUAUUUUUCUCCAUGUCUUCUGCGGACGUAAAAUAAACAAAUGCCUCUCUUUGAUUUCUCGAUUGUCUUCCAUCCCUACUGAAAAUCUUUGGGAUGAUGAUAAACUCUGCCUUUUUUUCACCCAAGAGGGACUUCAAGUCCAAAACCGUGGUUCCCACUGGGAGAUGGGAGAGCUUUGCCACAAAACCAAGCUCCCACUUGAUCUUUUCUGUCCCAACCGUGCUUACACGAGCGAGAUCUCGCCCAAUAAAGAUCCACUUUAUUCCCGUCUGUAGGAAAUUCCUAACGACCUGCACGUCUUCAAAAAUCACUCUAGCGGUGAUCUUGAUUCCAUUCUUGCAUGGGCGGGUGAUGAUCUUCUCCACUACGCCAUAUCGCGCCAUUGCAGAUUUAAUCCUGAAAUCGUCUGUGAGUGGGUGCAAUCCGUACACCUCAAUGGUCCUCUCCUGCUCUGCCUCGCGUCUCGUGUUGUCCAUGCGCGUGAACAUCGAGUACUUCUCCGUUGUUCCAUCCUCGAGAGUGAUCCUGUCUUCGAAUCGGAGGAGCAUAUCCAGCUCGCUCUGGGUUUCGACUGCGAUGCGGAAGGCUGCCUCGCCUGUGGGCAACUUGAUGCGGGACGGGCCUUCUGUGCAGUGGACAGAAGCACGCAGGAGGAUAUCCUGCAGUUCGGAUUUCUUUUCCGCGGCGGUGUUGCCGUGGAUGCUAUCCAGGUGGAUCGAUGCCGCGAAAAAUCGGUCUCGGGCACGUUGGACUUCGAUCCACUCCUCCUGAGCCUCUUGCUCCAUGGAUUCGUCCUCCAUGGCUACCGCCUCGGCGACAUCUUCGUGCUGUUUAGCGUUCAUGGCUUUAAGCCCCAUCUUGGAGCUGUAGAUAAUGGGGACGGUCGGUGGCAGUGCAGUUCCUGAAGGACCUCCAGGAUUGGGCAGUGCAGCUGAGGUGGUGGCCUCAGCGGCGCGAACAGGUUGGCUAGGUUCCAAAAUGCCUCCUGUGGGUUUCAAUUUUUUGGCAUUCGCCAUUCCGCCAUCAUCAGGCCGAUCGUGUUGCGGAUUUCUCGAGUUUCCGCUUUGCAUCCUUAGAAGGGUCGUUGGCACUCUUGUGCGCUAACAGGGGAUGUGGAAGGGGGGUAGAUAGAGAGGGGUGUGUAAAAUGUAGCGUCCGACUUGGUAGAACGGAAAGAGU